This is a messenger RNA of Dryobates pubescens (Downy woodpecker), 1531 nucleotides long. It is a transcript of the gene DERL2, whose product is annotated as derlin 2. NCBI's taxonomy places the organism in Eukaryota, Metazoa, Chordata, Aves, Piciformes, Picidae. The record is from RefSeq and is a predicted model, not a curated record. The transcript is spliced from 7 exons. Gene Ontology annotation, cellular component: endoplasmic reticulum membrane; Hrd1p ubiquitin ligase ERAD-L complex. Gene Ontology annotation, molecular function: ubiquitin-specific protease binding; misfolded protein binding. Bases 27 to 746 code for a protein of 239 amino acids. Gene Ontology annotation, biological process: endoplasmic reticulum unfolded protein response.
AGCGGAAGUGGCGGCGAGGCGCUAAGAUGGCGUACCAGACCUUCCGGCAGGAGUACCUGCAGGUGCCGCCCGUUACGCGGGCCUACACCACGGCCUGCGUCCUCACCACCGCCGCCGUGCAAUUAGAGCUAAUCACUCCCUUCCAGCUGUAUUUCAACCCUGAAUUGAUAUUUAAACACUUUCAAGUGUGGCGUCUGAUCACAAACUACUUAUUCUUUGGACCAGUUGGCUUUAACUUUUUAUUUAACAUGAUCUUUUUGUACCGCUACUGCCGGAUGCUGGAGGAGGGCUCCUUCCGGGGCCGCACCGCAGACUUCGUCUUCAUGUUCCUCUUUGGAGGCCUUCUAAUGACCCUCUUUGGCCUGUUUGUGAACCUGGUGUUCCUGGGCCAGGCCUUCACCAUCAUGCUGGUGUACGUCUGGAGCCGCCGGAACCCCUACGUCCGCAUGAACUUCUUUGGCCUUCUCAUCUUCCAAGCCCCAUUCCUACCCUGGGUACUGAUGGGCUUCUCACUGCUCUUGGGGAACUCCAUCAUUGUGGAUCUCCUGGGUAUUGCUGUUGGGCACAUAUAUUUUUUCUUAGAGGAUGUCUUUCCCAAUCAGCCUGGUGGUGGAAGGCUCCUGAGAACACCAUCUGUCCUCAAAGCAAUAUUUGACACCCCAGCUGAUGACCCCAACUACAAUCCCUUGCCAGAGGAGCGACCAGGAGGGUUUCCAUGGGGAGAAGGUCAGCGCCUGGGGGGCUAACCACUGCCUGUGCCAACCCCCAGCCUCAGCUGGCAGGGACUGACCUGAGGGGAGCUCCAUCCUGGGAGCCCUCUGGCUCCCCACCGCAGCAAGGACACUUUUGACAGCUCUCUGGUUUUGAAUCCAAGCACUUUAUGGAGCAGCAGUCAAUCCAAGAUGCUUCCAAGAUGCUCCCAGUGGCUUUCCCACUCAGGGAAUUCUUUGAGCUGGCAAUGAAAAUACAAAUCCAGUGGAGCCAGAACCCUGAAACUGGAAAGCAUCUGCUGGCCCCUGCAGUUAGCAAGACCAUGAGCACUUGGGUCAAGUGAUUUCUAAAGCAAUGGUUUUCAAGUUAUUUGCUACAGGCAAACAGCUGAGAAACUGUGCAGGGAGAAGCCCAACUGUGGGGUUUCAACUCCUUGUUUUUUAUUCUUGGAUAAAACAACUACAAGAUGGUUGGAAGUCUCCAUUUCAAUGGCAGAGGAGUUUUUUAACCUUGAGAUGCUCUUGUCUCCAGUCUUCUGUGAGUGAUGAGAAAUACAACCUGCAGCACACUGCAGGUUUGCACUUUGCCAGGUCAGUGUCUGGGAUGUGCCUCUGUGUGAGUGUGCUGCAGGCUGAGAAUAGAUUUUGCUGCCUUUUGCCCCAAAGCCUGUGCUGAGGUGUCCAGGCCUGGGUCAGGUCAGCCCCUGCCCCCUCAGGCACACCUCUAAAGGUUAUUUCAUGACUCGGAGCACCAGGGAGGAGAACUGGUCUGGAGUCAGAGCUGCUCAAGGGUCUCAGCCAAUAAAAUGUCAGUUGGAGCC